This is a messenger RNA of Diospyros lotus (date-plum), 1705 nucleotides long. Its product is annotated as COP9 signalosome complex subunit 1. The coding region runs from base 183 to 1508 and encodes 441 amino acids. The record is from RefSeq and is a predicted model, not a curated record. The transcript is spliced from 6 exons. Lineage: Eukaryota; Viridiplantae; Streptophyta; Magnoliopsida; Ericales; Ebenaceae. Gene Ontology annotation, cellular component: COP9 signalosome.
GUAGAAAGAAACAACUAACACUCAGAGGAGGCGAAACUCAGAGAGAGAGAGAGAGAGAGAGAGAGAGUCAGGGAGGCCACAAAACCCUAAUCCGAGAGAGAGAGAGAGAGAGAGAGAGAGAGAGGGAGAGGGGGCCUAAAAACCCUAAUCCUAGGCUCCACCGUAAACAACCGCGCGCCACCAUGGAAGGCGAAGACGACGCAUCGGCGCAGAUGAUCGACGAGAUCUACGCCAACGGCGGCGACGAUGCCCGGCGCCACAGGCCAAUCAUCAGUGGCGAGCAGCUCGACAUCGAAGCGUACGCCGCACUCUACAGCGGCCGGACCAAGAUCAUGCGGCUUCUUUUCAUCGCCGACCACUGCGACAACAACGUUUCGAUGCAGCUGGAGGCGCUGCGAAUGGCGUACGACGAGAUCAAGAAGGGCGAGAACACACAGUUGUUCCGAGAAGUUGUUCAGAAGAUCGACGGCCGGUUGGGCCCCAAUUACGGUCCCGACCCGGCUUGGACUGACGCUGUUGAUCGCAGGGCCGAACAGAGGAAGGAUAAGCUCGAGAAUGAACUCAAUGCUUAUCGGACAAAUUUGAUAAAGGAAAGCAUUAGAAUGGGAUACAAUGAUUUUGGUGAUUUUUACUAUGCUCGUGGUGCACUUGGAGAUGCAUUUAAAAAUUAUGUUCGCACUCGUGACUAUUGUACAACAUCAAAACACAUUAUUCAUAUGUGCCUGAAUGCUAUUUUGGUCAGCAUAGAGAUGGGUCAGUUCACACAUGUUUCAAGCUAUGUUGGAAAAGCUGAGCAAAAUCCUGAUGCACUGCUUCCUAUUACGGUUGCAAAGUUACGAGCUGCUGCUGGAUUGGCUUUAUUGGAAGCUAAAAAAUACAAGCUAGCUGCUCGAAAGUUCCUGGAAACUGGUCAUGAAUUGGGGAACAACUACACAGAGGUUAUUGCACCACAAGAGAUUGCAACAUAUGGUGGACUUUGUGCACUUUCAAGUUUUGACAGAACAGAGCUGAAGAAUAAAGUUAUAGACAAUCUCAACUUCCGGAAUUUUUUAGAGUUGGUACCUGAAGUGAGGGAGCUUAUUCAUAACUUCUAUUCUAGCCAUUAUGCCUCGUGUCUGGAUUACCUUGGGAAUCUCAAAGCAAAUCUUAUGCUUGAUAUCCAUUUGCACGACCAUGUUGAGACAUUAUAUAAUGAAAUCCGUCACAAAGCUCUCAUCCAGUAUACUCAUCCCUUUGUGUCAGUUGAUCUCCGGAUGAUGGCUAAUGCUUUUAAAACAAGUGUUGCAGGGCUUGAGAAAGAACUCGAAGCCCUAAUUACUGACAACCAAAUACAGGCUCGUAUUGACUCCCACAACAAAAUUCUCUAUGCACGACAUGCGGAUCAGAGGAAUGCCACCUUCCAGCGUGUUCUACAGACUGGCAGUGAAUUUGAUCGGGACGUGAGGGCGAUGCUGUUGAGAUCAAGCCUUAUUAAGCAUGAAUAUAACCUUAGGGCGAGGAAACUUUAGACUUGUGAAUGAUGAAAAUUAAAAACCCUAGGUGUGGUCAAAUUGUGUUGGGCUGGGUGAAGUUCUGUUGUCAAUUAGAUCAUUGAAAUUUUCUGGGAAGAAAACGAAGAAAUGCUGGUGGGGAAUACAGGAUAUAUGUUGCUACAAUCAUCACCCCAUGAUUUAAGAGAGUUUCGGUUGUUUAUGUACUCACAAAA